GAUGAUCCUGUCCACUUCUUCCUUCGCUAGGCUCUUUUUCGACGGUCUUUUGACAAGAAAAAGGGUGUUUUCUUACCAUAUUAUUAGCAAAAUUGGUGUGCACAUGUCUUCUUAUUUAAAGACAUGUUACCAAAUGUAUUGUCUGAAACCUCAUGAGAUAGUAUUGUUGAAUGAAAAGCUAUUUAUUAUUUUCUAAUAUAAUAUAUUUGACCAAUACAGUAGUGAAUUUAACGUAGGGUACCGAUAGAGCACCACAGUAUAACAUAUCAAUAAUACCAACAUUUAAAUUGGGCAGGAGUUCUGCUAGCUACCAGGAUAUAAUCUAAUCUCCUCUACUGAGUGAAUGUCCUCACUGUAAUAGACGAUUACAUCGCACUUGCUUCACCGUUCUUGCCCUUCCUGUUCAGUAUCAACAACAGUGAUGGCGUCUGCUGCUCGGUUCUUCAUCCGAGGUGCACACUCGAAACUUUGCAUCACCGGCAUUGGCUCGGGGACUCAGAGUACUUUUGGAGCCACUUUUCUGAAAUUGUCUCCGAGCUCCAGCUCCUGUACAAAAACACAGCGAAGACAUGCAGCGCACUUUACCUUCCAGCCUGACCCCGAGCCGACACAAUACGGUCCUACCCAGAAGAUGAACAUGUUCCAGUCGGUUACAAGUGCCUUGGACCACACUCUUGCCAAUGAUCCAACAGCAGUCAUCUUCGGAGAAGAUGUUGCCUUUGGCGGAGUAUUCCGAUGCACAGUGGGUCUGAGAGACAAAUAUGGUAAGGACCGAGUCUUCAACACUCCUCUUUGUGAGCAGGGGAUUGUGGGAUUUGGUAUUGGUGCAGCUGUUGCUGGUGCCACGGCCAUUGCUGAGAUCCAGUUUGCUGACUACAUCUAUCCUGCUUUUGACCAGAUAGUCAAUGAAGCAGCCAAGUACCGCUACCGUUCUGGCAACUUGUUCGACUGCGGCAGCCUCACCAUCCGGGCUCCGUGGGGAUGUGUCGGCCACGGGUCGCUUUACCACUCUCAGAGUCCUGAAGCCUUCUUCGCCCACUGCCCUGGCAUCAAGGUUGUAAUACCUCGUAGUCCCGUGCAGGCCAAGGGGCUGCUGCUCUCCUGCAUAGCUGACCAGAACCCCUGCAUAUUCUUUGAGCCCAAGAUCCUCUACAGAGCAGCAGUGGAGCAGGUUCCCAUUGAGCCCUACAUCAUCCCACUCUCGCAGGCCGAGAUCCUACAGGAAGGAAGUGAUGUCACUCUGGUUGCCUGGGGACACAGGAAAGCUAUACAUCUUCUGAAAGAGGUGGCCAAUAUGGCCCAGGAGAAACUGGGAGUGUCCUGCGAGCUCAUCGAUCUACAGACCAUCCUGCCCUGGACGUUGAAAACUGUUUGUAAGUCGGUGGUGAAAACCGGACGUUUGCUCAUCAGUCAUGAAGCACCAAUAACCGGAGGCUUUGCUGCUGAAAUCAGCGCUUCAGUACAGGAGGAGUGCUUCCUUAACCUGGAGGCUCCCAUCAGUAGGGUCUGUGGUUAUGACACCCCCUUCCCUCACAUCUUUGAACCCUUCUACAUCCCAGACAAGUGGAAGUGCUUUGAUGCAAUUAAGAAGAUGAUCAGCUACUGAACUCCAUCAGCCAACUUCUGGUCGCCCUGAACUCCACGCUCUCUCCUUUUCCUCUUCAUUCAUCAAAUCAGUGGAGAGCCGCCAGGAAAAGACACUUUGUGGACCAUCCAGCAGCAUCCAGAUGGGCUCCAUGUCCCCCCGGUGUCUUCCAACUAAAAGACUGUUACAGCAUUAGGGAACCUCAUUCUGUUGCAAGGGAAAAUUACUUGAUCCACUCUAUAUGGUGAAACUUUGCUUCGGGGUCGACAUAAUGCACAUUUUAUUUCCUCUUAGACAAGAGUUGGAUACUGCGGGGAAAACUGUAUUUGAUUGAAUUCUGUGUUGUUAUCUUUGAUUGAAUGUGUCCGUCUCUGCUCUAAUCUUUAUUUAGUUUGUAAUUAACUGAACCUUAUUGUACUAAUAUAGUGGAUUGGUGCUUUUUAAUGAAAAUAAAGUAAUCCGAAUUUGUGAAAACA
Cottoperca gobio is the source of this 2061-nucleotide messenger RNA. RefSeq names its product branched chain keto acid dehydrogenase E1 subunit beta (gene bckdhb). Bases 422 to 1606 code for a protein of 394 amino acids. Gene Ontology annotation, cellular component: oxoglutarate dehydrogenase complex. The record is from RefSeq and is a predicted model, not a curated record. Gene Ontology annotation, biological process: response to nutrient; branched-chain amino acid catabolic process. The transcript has 12 exons. NCBI's taxonomy places the organism in Eukaryota, Metazoa, Chordata, Actinopteri, Perciformes, Bovichtidae.